CUGCGUGAGCGGAACUGUGAGUCACCUGAGAGACUGAAGAGGGUGAGUGGAGUGGGCCUGGUGGCCAUUUUACAGUAGUUCCUGUCUCCUUACAAACAGCCGCUCAAAGUCCAUCUGCAUGACCAGAGAGACGAGCUGGGGUCAAAUGGUUUCUCCCUCUCCAUGCCUCAUAAGGACUGCGUGAUUACUUCUUUCUCAAUGAAUCACCAAAAUCAGCCCGCAGCAUGAAAAGCUGGAGCAGGAAAUUCAAGAGACAAGAGGCUGACAGUGUGGUCGGGUCCUCCUCUAGCAAGAGGAACUCCAUUAGUGAUCCACCAGUGCCUGUGUGGGUUACUCACACACCCACACCAGAUAACAUCACAGAUGAUGGUGAUACUAACUCCACAGGCCGCACAUCCAGCACUCCGCCGUACGCAGAGAAGGAUGACAAUAAAGGGAGCCUGAAGGACAGACUGAAGUCCUUCAUCCCUCAGUCAUGGGGGGGCCUCAUCCAUAAAUGGGCAAAGGAAAGUGACAGUUUUAAUGACUCUGAGGCCAGCACCAGUAGGAUCCAGAUCCUUCCUAAUGGGACCAGGGUGAGCCCUCCUGUAACUCCCCUGCCAGAGCGCAGGAACUGGGGCGACUCACUUGGCCACUCCAGCCAGAACUCCCAGAAGCCUUUGUUAAGGGAUGAUGAUCUGUUCGAUGUGGUCCCACGAGAGGAGUCUAUCCUGACCAGCAUCCACCCUGCAGAGUACUACGCCGAGAAGCUGGAGGUCUACAACCUGAAGUACUCUUAUUUGAAAUCCUGGCCAGGGUUGCUGAGACUUCUUGCAGGACUCCAGCUGCUAUUCGGGGGCAUGGUCUUUGCUUGUGUCAUCGCUUACAUCCAGAAAGACAGCGAGUGGUCCAACAGCUACGGACUCUAUAAUGGCGUGUACAACAAUGGGCUAGGCCUGUCUGGGUACAGCUACAGAGGCCCCAUGACUCCCUUUGUACUGGCAGUAGCUGGAAUCUCCUGGAUUAUAACCCUCGCUCUCUUAGUGAUGGGAAUGACGAUGUACUAUCGCACCAUCCUCCUCGACGCCCCCUGGUGGCCUCUGACGGAGGCCUUCAUCAACGUGGCGCUGUUCCUGCUCUACAUGGCAGCGGGGAUCGUCUACCUGAACGACUUGAGCCGUGGAGGGCUGUGCUACACGACAAUAGGCAUUAACCCCAUCAUGGCCAAUCUGUGUCGGGUCGAUGGGGGCCAGAUGGCAGGAACGGCUUUCAUCUUCAUCAACAUGACGAUGUAUCUGGGAAGCUUCCUGGUGUGUCUGAAGAUGUGGAGGCAUGAGGCGGCACGUAGGGAGAGGGAGUACUUUGAGAACCAGGAGUUUCACCAGUCCAUCCCACUGACUCCUCAAAAACCAAAGCGCAUAUCAUUCAAGGAUGAAAUGGAUAAGUCUCCGAGCAAAGACUGUAUUAAUCAAACUGUGGUACAUAAGAACCCAGUCAGUCUGAACAGAGCCGCAGAAUACACCCCCAAAGUACACAUCAUCGCAGACUACAUCAUAAAGUAUCCAGAGAUCAGCAGUGUGGAAGAAAGGGAAAAGUACAAAGCAGUUUUCAAUGACCAGUAUCAGGAGUACAAGGACCUCCACAAAGACAUCAGCACCACCCUCGAUAAGUUCAGAGAGCUGGAUGUCAUGAUGGCACGACUGCUCAGAGAUGGAAAAAGCCAAGAGGAUCAGCAGAGGAUUCAAAGCAUUUUGAAGAAGUAUCAGCAGAAAAAGAGAGACCCUGGAUUCCUGGAGAAAAAGGAACGCUGUGAUUAUCUGAAAGCUAAAUUAAGCCACAUCAAAAACAGAAUCCGCACUUUUGACCUGGAAACCAUGGAAAAGGGUCGGACCAUGUAUGAGCCUCGGUACUACGAUAGCCCCCCUGUGUACAGCCCACCUUACAGCACUAACUCCCACAGCUUCUAUCCCCCGAGGAGCGUCCACUCCCCCCAGAGCCAGUAUGUCCCCUACACCUACAAUGUCCCUCCAGACUCCUACUACGUUGAAGAGAAGCCUCAACACUUCUACCGCUGGUUUUCUCCUCCUGGCUUUGUGAAAACCUUCCAAGGAGCCACAGCACUCAUGUGUUUCCUCAUCUUUGCCUGCGUGGCGUCGACCUUGGUGUGGGAUAUGAAUGGAUUUGGGUAUGGGGGCUACGGUGUUGGGGCCACAGGGGCUGUCGCAGGUGUGGAGUCGGGGUAUUAUGGAGGCAGCUAUGGCUACGGUGGCUCCUACAUGACGCCGCAGUCUGCCAAGGCGGCGAUGAUUUCAAUGGCGGCCAUUAACUUCCUGGUCUCACUGGGCUUCCUGGUGGGGAGUUUCUCGCGGUCACGGAUCAUGAGGGGAUGCAGGUUCUACCUCACUGUGUUCAUUUGUGAUAUCAUCUUAGCUGUUCUUCAGGGCAUCAUCGACAUCAUCUUUGUGAUCGGGGUGAACCCGAUGUCUCAGAGCUCACAGAGCAUGCUGUACAAUCCCAUGCUGAUGAUGUGUCAGAACAUCCAGGGCAAUCCGAGCCUCAGUGGCAGCGCUGGGGCUGGUUUUCCUGGAGGGUUCCCCAUGUACAAUCAGUACCUGUACCACUACUGCUACAUGGACCCAGAGGAGGCGGUUGCGUUAGUUUUGGGUCUGAUGGUGGUGUUGGCCCUGUCUCUGUCUGCCUACUACGCCUACAAGACCCGCAGCAAGAUUUGGCGCCACGGCAAAGCCAACAUCUACUGGGACGAGCCGCUGGUCAGGUCGUCAGAGAGCCAGGAUGUACAGGACUGGGUGAACCAUGUUGGAGAUGUGCGCAGCACCCAGCAGGCACCAACUGUUGUUGUGUCAGAGAGAGCAGCACCUGACCUGAGGGCAGAGAACAGUGUGGUCUCCUACGGCAACAGAACAGUCAGCGUCCACAGUGAGGGACAUUAUAAAGGCAACAGUUUCUCUGCCGACAACAGUAACCGUGGGGCUGCGGAGCCUCUGAGCCACAACAGCAGAGUCACAGUUUGCUCCAGCAGCUCCUCAGAUGAGACCGUCAGCAUCAGGAAACCUGCUCCUUAUCACGUGAAGAAGGAACAGAGGAAGGACCCAGAGCCCAGGCCGUCUGCUCCGGAGAUGAUGGAGUCCCCGUAUGAAACCGGUUACACCACCGGAGACACCGGCAAUGAGCUGGACCGGGACCACACGAAUUACCUCUACAGGCUGUACCCAGAGAUAACUUCAGAUGUGCAGCGCCGCCUGUACAAGAAGGAGUUUGACUCCGAUCUUGCCCGCUAUAAGAGCCUCUGCGCCGAAAUGGAUGACAUCAGUGACCAGAUGCACAAGCUGAGCCGAGAGCUGGACAUGUUGGACGAGGACUCCAUGAAGUACCAGGGUGUGGCAGACGAAUAUAACCGACUCAAAGACCUGAAAAAGACUCCAGACUAUCAAGCAAAGAAGAGGCAGUGCAAAGAACUUCGGCAAAAACUUUUCCACAUCAAGCGUCUGGUGAAAACCUUUGACCAAGGUCUUUGUUAGUGUGCGUCUUAAUAAUCUGUCCGAACAGCGAGGAUGAACACUGACGGGGUGUGACCUGGCUAAAGAAACACGGAUUCAUCCUCCAUCUUCAGUUUUAUUUCUUUGCUGUUUGAACUGUGACAGUUCAGCUCAACACGACCCUCAUGCCGGCCUCACUGAACCUCAACUGUUUGUGACCCCAGUGUUUACGUUUAAACUUCUCUGUGUGGUUGUAACAUUUGAAUUUGUUGUAACUUGUGUUAGAUUUUACUUUAAGUGGCAGUUUUAAUGUAAUAAUGUGUAAUUGUUACAGGAUGUUGAAAUAUGGGAGGUAAUAAAUGUCAGUUUUUAUACAGAGAUAAUGUCAUGACUGAAGGUUGAAAAAGAGAAAAUUAUGUGAAUAAAUAAUCAGUUAACGUACUUCAGUUUUUGGAAUUGACUUUCAUUAUCAGGUGGCACAGUGAUGCAGUGGUUAGCAUUGUGACCUCACAGCCAGAGGAUUCUGGUUCAAACCCAGAGUGGGAGCCCUUCUGUGUGGAGUUGCAUGUUCUCCCCAUGUCAUUGUGGGUUUACUCCAGGUACUCCGGCUUCCUCCCACAGUCCAAAGACAUGCAGGUUAAUUGGUGACUCUAAAUUGUCCGUAGGUGUGAAUGUGAGUGUGAAUGGUUGUCUGUCUCUAUGUGUCAGCCCUGUGAUAGGCUGGUGACCUGUCCAGGGUGUACUCUGCCUCUCACCCAGUGUCAGCUGGGAUUGGUGACCCUCUACAGAAUAAGCGAUUACAGAAAUAAAUGUGAAUAUUUCUUCCAAAUGGUUAAUUUUGGCGAAAGCUUAGAUUUGGUUAGGUUUCCUGACGGAAGCGUUUGUCGCGCAUGAUGUGUUAAAAGACUGUUGGAAAUUUUAAAAUCCAACCAUUAUUUCUGUAUUUACAGUUUCCGGUUUUGAUAAAAGGUGUUAUUUUGGCAGUUGUUAAAGGAAACAUACCUUUCAAACCCGCUGGCAGGUUUUGGGGUUCAGAGUAUUUCUGGACGCAUUCACACUGGCGCUAUUUGGUCCACUUUAAAUGAACCCUGGUCCACUUCCACGGAUAGUUCGGUUCGUUUGGAAUGGCGUGAAGGCUCAUUCAAACUCUGGUGCGGACCACACGAGCAAACCCUGGUCCGCUUGAAAACUGGGGGUCUCGGUUCACUUGCAAGUGAACCCUAGUGUGGUUCGCUUACAGUGGGACAUGCAAACAGACUAUCGAGCAAACCAAAGAGAGGAAGAGACGUAGAGCAGUGCGAACCAGGAGAAGCAGAGGUAAAAAAAAAAAAAAAAAGUCGGAAAACGUCUCGUGGGCAGACUUGGAGUAGUGAGGAGGUGCAGGCACUUAUUAAUAUAUGGUCAGAGGGCUAUUGCUCCGUUGUUUUUAUGGUGGCCAAGCCGGCUGAAGAGGAUGGAUUUCCGUUUUUGGUCUUGGCCAAUCGAUGAGCUGGGUUUUCUUCUUCCUCAUGCUUUUUUUCUUCCUGGUCAGUGGUCGUUUUGGGAAAUACCGCCCCCAAAUGAGCAACUGUUGUAACUGCGUGACGUCGUCCAGGCAGUUUGGUCCACUUUAAAAAGUGCAGUGUGAAAGUGAACCAAACCAGAUGAAGGUGUGAAAUUUUUCAGCAUUACCCCAGCUGGGUGCUCCGGCUUCCUCCAACAGUCCAAAGACAUGCAGGUUAAUUGUUGACUCUAAAUUGUCCCUAGGUGUGAAUGUGAGUAUGAAUGUGUCAGCCCUGUGAUAGUCUGGUGACCUGUCCAGGGUGUACCCCACCUCUUGCCCAAUGUCAGCUGGGAUAGACUCCAGCAGCCUACAGGAUAAGCAGUUACAGAAAAUGAAUGAAUGAACUUCCAUUAUUAAAACACUUCUACAAUUAUGGUACAUGUUGCAGUGUUUAUUUGGCAUUCUUCAUACAGAUGUAAUUACAACACUUUUUCAAGUAAUUUGAAAAACAAAAACGUAACUAAAGACACAUCGUCAUCUUCUGAUUCUUUUAAUAACGUUGCCAUACACAUGAAAGUUUAAAAACUUAAGAACUCAGUAACACAAAGAUAAGAAAACAUUAAUAGCAUAUUCAUCUUUUUCUUUUCUUUUUUUUUU
Epinephelus moara (kelp grouper) is the source of this 5616-nucleotide messenger RNA. RefSeq lists its product as uncharacterized. Gene Ontology annotation, biological process: positive regulation of transcription elongation by RNA polymerase II; snRNA transcription by RNA polymerase II. Gene Ontology annotation, molecular function: cis-regulatory region sequence-specific DNA binding. Lineage: Eukaryota; Metazoa; Chordata; Actinopteri; Perciformes; Serranidae. The transcript has 14 exons. Bases 225 to 3518 code for a protein of 1097 amino acids. Gene Ontology annotation, cellular component: transcription elongation factor complex; membrane. The record is from RefSeq and is a predicted model, not a curated record.